AUAUACAUACAUAAAUUUGUCAUCUAAAAUUAUUUGUUAAAGAUGACUGCAGAACUGGAGUACAAUGUCUAUGUGCUUAAUAAUUAAGUUAAUCCAGGGCAGUGUCCAAUGAUAAAAUAUUGCACGCAUUAUUAACUCAAAAAUAUAAUUUCAAAAAAAAAAAAAUCACCUCAGUCUGCCAGCGUGGUAUUGUCCGAAAAGAUAACGAGAGGGUCCACUCGUGACCGCAGGGGAAACUCGUCGGUUAGAGUUAUCGUUCGUAACGUGAUGUUAAGAAACGACAUGGCGCUAGCAAGCAAAGGUGAUCGUGUGAGGCAAGGUGGACAGUUUUGUUCUGCAAUUAACUGUCAGAACGGCAGGUUUAAAUUAACCUCAAAAGGAAAACGUUUUCACAAUUUCCCAAAGGACGAAGAGAGGUGCAAAAUAUGGAUGGACUUUACGAGAAGGAAAGAUUUUGACCAUCUUACACCAUCUGAUGUGUAUGGAAAAGGCUACUGUCUAUGUUCUGAUCAUUUCGAGGAAAGUCAGUACAACUGUCCAACCCAAAAAAAAAGUCUUGUCUGGAAUGCUGUACCCACGGUUUUCUCCAUUCCAAAUCCACCAUGCAAGGUAACGUCUUCAAGAAAACGACCAAUGGACAGAAUGUCCAAACCUACCUCUGCAAAGCAGCCCAGGAUUUUACAGAAAGCUGUAGUCUUGCAUGAAGAACAAGCAGAUAUUGCAGUUGAGCCUGCAUGCUCUAGAACUGUGCCAGAUUCUCCUACAAAAGCAGAAUUAAAGAUGGAGAUCACAAAUCUUAAAGAAAAACUGAGCAGCCUGAUGGAAGAACUCAACAAGAAGGAAACAAAAAAGCAUAGCAGAAACAGGGGGAGCCAAAAAAAAGCAGAAAAAGCUUCCAUUUUAAAACAACUGUCUACCAUUCUUCCAUCUGAGAGCAUGACAUUUUUUACAUCACAGUUAAGAGAAAAUAAUAAGAGCAAGAAUGGAUAUAGAUGGACAGAGAAUGACAAGGCCCUGGAUGAAAUUUUUUCAUCUCAUCCUGUCAGCACUAAUACAUCUGUCAGCACUGAUACCCUGAACUCAAGUGAAAGCAUUAGUAAAUGCAUGGAAGCAAACACAUGGCUCACAAAAACUGAAGGAAAUGAUGACAUAAACUUGCAGCCAUUAAGUAAACCUACAGAAAACAAGCACCCAUGCCCUGUGAAGAAUAAAAGACCAGUUAAAAGGACUUCAAAGACUGGUACUGGGUGUCCUAAAAUUGUCUUGAAAACGAUUAAAAUGGAAGACAAUCCAGAUAUUGGUAACAUUGGCAUGACAUCUUCCACUCCCCGUGAACAGUAUAUGGAUGCUUCAUGUCUAUACAAUGUCGGUGCACUGGAUCAGUUGCCUUAUACCAUUGCAUGCCCUGUUGACUCAAGUGCCAGCAGUGAGGAAGAAUGCCCUGCACUCAGUACACAGCUGGGGGUUUGUGAUGUGACGGAAGAGGCAGUGACAGAACGUCUGUCCCCGUCAUAUUCCACAUCAAGGGACAGUAAUAACAAAAAAAAUAUGCAGCCAUGAGAUAACAUUACUGACACCUAAGAGUGAACCACAAAGAACAAGAACUCUUAAAAAUGUGAAGUCUUCAUAUUCACGUUGCCUGAACACUGAAAGUCAGAAUGAGGAUAUAAACCUGAUAGAUCCUGACUUUAUUAAAAAAGAGCCAAAGGAUUUUGAGACAUGGAAUGGUGAAACUAUGACACAGAUAGGUAGUCACAGUUGUGAGAACACAACGGGGACAGAGAUUACAAUGCCUGGAAGUGAGGAAUCAUCUUGUGUGAACAAGUUAACUCAUUUUAUAAAGAAAGAACCUGAAGACUUCGAUUCAUCAUGGAGUAUGGCGCAGACAGAUGGUUUUGAAAAUAAAAUGGAGACCAAUGUUUAUCCAACAGGAAUGUAUUGUAAUGUACACUUUGCUCAUCUGAAGAAAGGGGAUCUUCAGUGAUGCAGCAAAAGAUAUUUCUCACAUUGCUACUGCGUGCAGAUAAAGAGAAUUUUCUAAGCUUCUUUUUGCCAUGAGUUUUUUCUUUAAAAAGAUAAGUGAAAAGUGUUCAUUGGUAUUGGUUAUUCAGUCACAUGUUAACAGUGUAAGUAGUCUCUGUGAACAUUCUUUUUAUUGGGCUCCUGGCCAUGCUGGUAUCUCAGGCUGCCCAGGCUGCAUGUUAGUCUCCUGGCAAAUUACACUUGCUGGUAACAUCAAACUGUAAAUCUAUUUUCUCCGCAUUUGUUCAGUCCCUAUGGCAAUGCUAUUUUACAUUAUUGUUUACUGCUUGCGUUGGUUUUUAAAAAUAUAAUGGUUAUAUUACUUGGGGGGUUUUAUCCCUAAACUUUUUAAGGUAAAAUUACUUUUUGUCACCAUGAUAUAGCCUUAGUUGCUGGCACAGCGUUAAAUACAAACCUCGGUAAAUAUUUUUAACAUGCAGGAGAACUCGAAGCUGGAAUACCAAUUCAGUAAGUGAAGUAUUUUUGUCAUCAGAUCAUGGUAUAAAUGUUGCAGGGGGACCUGGUAGUGUAGUGGUUAAAACACUCCUGCUGUCAUCACUGCAGUAAGAAGCCUGGGUUAAAACACUAGUUUUGUGACAGUGAUGCCUGUUUACAGAGCUGGCUCUCGGGGUUUUCUUUGGGCACUCAGUUUCCUCUUCCUUUCACUUCCUAGUGUGAAAUCACCUCUGGUGGAAACAUGUUUCACCAAUCAACCAACCAUAUAAACCAUAUUGCAUAAAUAUUUUAGUGAGUAUAGCAAGAAGAGAUUGAUUGCUCUUGUUAAACAUUUCUAUUGCAGAAAAUAUUGCCCAUAAAAUUUUGUAAAUUUUGAGUGAGUAAUUUUUGCAUCUUUAUUCAGAUUAACUUUUUUAUGUCGCUUUCAGUUUUGCAUAAGAUGGUUGAUCUUAUCCAGUUUUGAAGAACGUGGAAAAAUUCAGUUGACUCAUGACUUUUUUUCCUUUAUGCGCCUGUUGAUUCACUAUUCUGUAAGCAGGACAUAUAACAUUUGUUUUGAUGAGAUAUCCUUUCCAAUCAUCUUUUAGUCAAUUAAGCGGUUUACCUCUUUGUGUGAUAUUUUGACACAGGUACAGCAUACACUUUAAAACUUGUGAUCUAAAAUUCUAGGACUUGUCAGUGAGAGGGGAAAGGCAGAUGUACUAGCAGUUACCAACAGACACCUUUCUAGAAUACAGCUAGGGCUGAGGUAUCUCCAGCAAGUGCUUGCAGUUAAAAUGCUGGCAAGGAUAGUACGACCCCCUACUAUUCGUAGGCAUUGAGAAGAAACUGACUCAUGGUAGUCAACAAAAGCUCAAGUGCAAAGUUUAUCAUUUUUUUAUUGUUUGAAGUUAAGUUAAAUUUUUUAUAUUUUUCUUUUUGCUACAAAUGUGUGUUGUUUGAAGACACAAAUCAUGAGUGGACUGUAAGAUAUGUGCAUUAGGUGUAACAAGAGAUAAUAAAAACUACUAAUACCUGAGGUCUGAUUCAGACCAAUAAAACUACAAAAACACCGCCAUCGCCCACAUACUUUAGUAGUUAUCCUGAUAUUCACAUUUAUGUCAGCAGAAAAUAUACAAAACUGUAUUUGCUAUUCUUUUUCACGAUGAUUUAAAGAUGGUAUAUAGCCAUAAUGUGUACAUUGUUGUAGAUAAAGUUUGUCUUAAGAAAAGUGUUGUUCUUAGUCUUGUGGCUCUAUGGAUGAUUCUUGUGGUUUCUAGAGCUGUGUUCAUGAAGCAAAUGUAAGUCGUCCUGGACAAAUUGAGGGUAAGGAUCUUCAUCUAAAUAGUUACAAAGUGAUGUCUAGACCACGAGGACUAGUUUUAAAUCGGUGGCAAAGAUACCCCGAGGUAAAGAAAAAAAAAAA
Molecule: messenger RNA, 3883 nt
Organism: Pomacea canaliculata
Lineage: Eukaryota; Metazoa; Mollusca; Gastropoda; Architaenioglossa; Ampullariidae
Exons: 9
Coding region: 268-1560 (430 amino acids)
Molecular function (GO): sequence-specific DNA binding
Source: RefSeq, a predicted model, not a curated record